AUGACAUCGUUUUUCAAUGGGGUGUUAGCUGUUGGUGCGGUGGCAGCCUGGCUUGUGAUGUGGUUCAAAGGCCUUCCCGGCAAAGACAAGCCUUUGAGCAGGUCACUUCUUAUUUUUGCGGCGGCUAUUGCUGUUCAAUUGCUUAUCGAGAAGAGUGUGGCAUUUGAGGACAUCUAUGCUAUCUCGAAAACGCCGGCAGCCAUGGAGCCCAAGAGUCUGGCGGUGAGGCUUAGUACUGUGCGCGAGCUCACUCAAGAAGACCUAGAUGUGCUGGGCUGGUUGGAGUCGCUAGGCCCUGACGGUGGACGCAUUUACAGACUAACUGGUCCUCAAGGCAUGAAAUGUAGUUGGUGCGUCUGGCCACUCGCCGCUGGAGAAUCUUAUAGCUCCUUGUCUGUGAACUUUAUGGUUUAUACGGGGAUGUUUAAUUUGUUCAGGACAGCGCUUGAUUUUUUUACACUGGCGUUUGCAGCUGCGCACUCGAUCCACAGCUCGAGGUGGUUCAAAGUGCAAUGCUUGAUUCUGAUUCCACCGCUUAUUGAGUUUGUUGUUAAAGCAAACUUUAUCGAAGCUGUUAAAUUCAAUUUGAUCUCGGUGUUUCGCGCUACGACCCACUCCAACCUUUUGAUGGGUGCUGCACUGCUGGUGUAUCUUGAAGAGCGCAUGUGGGCAUCUGCGCGAUCUUAUGCCCCCGAAAACAUUCUCGCCAAGGCAAAUUCGAGUUUGGCAUACAAUAUGAGGAACUUGGGCGCGCUUUAUUUCAUGGGUACUCUCAAGGGACGCGACGGUGACCUAGGCACACUGGAGCAAAAAUACUGGGAAGAGCAAGAAGGUUUUGUACAGAAAGUAUGGAAGUCUGUGGACAAGAAAUCACCACCAAGUAGCGAGGAUACCGCGUUUGCGGAUAACGCUUUAGCAACUUUGACGUCACGAGAUGGAUCGCAAGUUGGAUACACGUUGGGCGGAACCGAUCCCAGGACACUGCGACGAAUUCUUGGGUUACCUCAGUAA
Molecule: messenger RNA, 1011 nt
Organism: Wickerhamiella sorbophila
Lineage: Eukaryota; Fungi; Ascomycota; Dipodascomycetes; Dipodascales; Trichomonascaceae
Exons: 1
Coding region: 1-1011 (336 amino acids)
Source: RefSeq, a predicted model, not a curated record